GAACACAUCUCUUUUGCUUUUCUUAAAUACCAUGAGGGCUUUCUUCCACUCUUUCGUUCUGUUAGCCUGGCUAGGUGUAGACGUUUUAGCCACCAAAUCUGCUGGCCACAUCGCCAUUCGAGUCGAAGAUGCGGGUGACGACCUCGAUGAAUGGCUGGCAGCAGCACAACGAGUAUCAGCAGAGGCUCUCAAGGCUUGCCCUUCAUCCUUGACCUCGAGCGCUGAAUGGUUCUUAUUUCCCGAUGCUUCGAAGCUGUCACUGUGUAACGAAACUAUGCUACUCGACAUGGUAGUCAAAUCAGCUCUCAACGAUAACGCUGCGCGAACAGUGGUUAGGGCCUGCUCAGCCGACUACAAUUCCGGCGUCAAGGCUGCAUUUGAAACCGAAGAGGGGAAAGCGUCUCUUUGUACGACUGCCAACCGAGUCUUGGAACAGAAUUUCAUUUACCUGCACCAACCGCAAGUAGAAGCCGACAACGAGUUCUCCAUGAGUCAUUUCCUUUCAGCUGGCCGCCAGAUCGCCAAUCAUCUUGAGGUACAGAAGCCUUCCUGUACUAACAAUGCAAUGGAGUUCGCAUACUCUCAGUCGUCAAGCAUUGGUCUCUUUGCUGGAGCUGAAGUCCAUCAGCACGGGAUCAGUAAGGUCGUUCUAGAGAAGCUUCUUCAAAAAGCGCAGGACAAAUCCAUCUCGAAGACCACCGUAGUACAGCUAUGCGAAUCCGAUGGCCGUGGAGCAGACUAUAGUUUCGGAAUUAUCGCCACGAGUUCAAAGAAUCUCGCAUUGGUUCAGGAAGCUGUGAGGACCUGGGCCAGUGGAGCUUGCAUGCCAUUCACAGGGGGCGAGAAGUUGAUGAACAUUGAUCUCCGAGUCCCCGGCCCUACUAUUGGCGCCUCAAACAGUACGAAUACCACAGAUGCAUCGAUGGGAACUAGAUCACGUCUCAGCAUCAGGGCUGAUUGCAGGACCACUACAGUCCAGUCGGGCGAUGGCUGUGCUGUAGUCGCAAGUCGGUGCGGAAUAAGUCAGAUUGAUCUCCAAAAGUUCAACCGCCUUGAUAUCUGCAAGACACUUGUAAAAGAUGAAAAGGUCUGCUGCAGCACAGGAUCUCUGCCAAACUCUUUACCUGCUGGCAAUUCGGACGGUACCUGCAAAACGAUAGAGGUAGUAAGCGGCGAUAGCUGCGGCUCUCUUGCUUCAAAGUGCGGCAUCAGCGCAGCAGACUUCAUGAAGGCGAAUACGAAGACUGAUCUCUGCUCGAAGUUAGGCGAAGGUCAGAAGGUUUGCUGCUCGAAUGGCAACUACCCGGAUUUGAAGCCAAAGAAGGAUGCCAACGGCAAUUGCGCCGUAUACACCACAAAAAAAGACGACUAUUGCUCUAAGAUCGCUGUCUCUCGCGAUCUUACAGUGACUGAGCUCGAAAGUUUCAACAAAAAGACAUGGGGUUGGAAUGGGUGCGACCGUCUUUUCCCAGACUUCAAAAUGUGUGUCAGUGAAGGCAGCCCCCCCAUGCCUGCCAAUGUUCCGAACGCUGUGUGUGGGCCAACAAUGAAUGGCACGACUCUACCGUCCGCUGGAACAGACCUGGCUACCCUCAAUCCAUGCCCACUUAACGUUUGCUGUAAUAUCUGGGGCCAGUGUGGCAUGACUGAUGACUUUUGCGUUAUAUCCAAGUCCGAGACGGGUGCUCCCGGAACUUCUGCUCCUGGUAAAAAUGGCUGCAUCAGCAACUGCGGCAGAGACAUUAUCAAGGGUUCAGCUCCAACAAGUAAGAUCAAGCUGGCAUAUUAUGAGAGCUGGAAUUUUAAUCGCCCUUGCUUGACAAUGAACGUCGACGAAAUAGAUACGUCCAUCUAUACCCACAUACAUUUCGCAUUUGCGAAUGUAACUCGGGGCGACUACCGAGUUGAAAUUACCGACCCCAAGGUCCUGGAACAAUUCGAAACUUUCAAGGGUAUGACAGACGUGAAGAAGAUUAUCUCCCUUGGUGGCUGGGCAUUCAGCACUGAGCCAGGAACCUUCCAGAUUCUCCGCGAGGCCGCACAACCUGGCAACCGUGAGAAAUUUAAGAACAACCUUAUUUCCUUCAUGAACGAACACAAUCUCGACGGCAUUGACCUCGAUUGGGAAUAUCCAGGGGCUCCCGACAUCCCGGAGAUUCCCUCCGACGAUCCUGUGAACGGCCUGAACUAUUACAGGCUUCUCUCUAGCCUGAAGGCCUCCGUUGGAUCUUCCAAAUCGAUCUCUUUCGCAGCACCGGCAUCGUAUUGGUAUCUGAAGUCUUUUCCUAUCAAGAGCAUGGCCAAGGAUCUGGACUACAUCGUCUAUAUGACCUAUGAUCUUCACGGCCAAUGGGACUACGGUAACAAGUGGACGUCACCUGGUUGCGACACAGGAAACUGUUUGAGGUCCCACAUUAAUGAGACUGAAACCAAGGAUGCCCUGUCAAUGGUCACCAAGGCAGGCGCAGCUUCGAACAAGAUUGUGGUUGGCGUUGCUAGCUAUGGGAGAUCAUUCAAGAUGGCUCAAUCUGGGUGUGACUCUGAAGAAUGUAGAUUCACUGGAUCGUCUAGACUGUCAAACGCUGCGAAAGGACGCUGCACGGAAACCGCAGGCUACAUUUCGAACGCAGAGAUCGACGAGAUUAUUGAGUCUGGUAAUGUUAAGAAGAAGUGGACGAGCGAAGGGUCAAACAUCAUGGUCUAUAACGACACUGAAUGGGUGGCGUGGAUGGACGAUGCCAUGAAAGAAUAUCGUGCACAGUUUUAUGACUCCUACAAUUUUGCUGGCACGACUGAUUGGGCUGUAGACCUGCAGACAUUCACUGAUGGAAGCGGUGGCGUCGACGACGACGAGGGUUAUACCGAUCUUAAUUACUGGUCCGAGUGCACAGGCAAGUACACUACCUUGGAGCAGCUCGAAGCUGGUAAGAACGACUUACCCGCCCACUGUGUUGAGCAGUACAUGCUUGAUGUAGAGAUCUCCAACUAUGAGGGCGCCCUGAAAAAGUACAAAGAGUUGAUGGAAAACGACUAUGAUAAGAAGUUUAAGGUCUACGAAAAAUAUUCUCGGGACCAAAUACCGGAGCAAAUCAACAACUUCAUGGCCACCGAUAAGGUCGACAAGUAUUUCAAUUGCAAAGAAACUCGCUACGUUACUUGCUGCUCAACUUGUAAAUAUCCUGGUUGCAUUCUGGACUGCUUCGAGGGCGGGAAGAACUGUAAAAACGGUCGUACGACUUUAGACAUCGCAUGUCCGAAGAUGGAAUUUGAAGGCAAAGGCCUAGAUGUUGAUGAAAGAAUCCCUAACGCUACCUUCAGUUUCAAAGACGAGAGAGGCUUCUGGGACGACCUCGGAGAGACUUGGGGUAUCGAAAAAUCAUGGGUAUCGUUUGGAACAAGGCGCAUGCAGUACAGUAACGGCUGUCAGUAUGCGGAGGACCGUGUCAACGAGUGCAUGGACGCUGCGCCUGACUGGUGGUACGACUACCCCCGAGCGAGCGAUAACAUCGAGAUCUACAACCCAAAGAAAGUUAUUGGGGAUUCCUACGACACAGCGAGCGGUACGCUAGAUCGAUUCAAGACGAUGAGAAUUGCUGGCCUUUAUGACGAGCAAACGCAGAUGGCCGACUUAGUUGAUGCCGCUUCUAUCCCGUCAUACUCAGCCGUCGAGGCUGUCGAGGCAAUGCAGAAGAUUGCUGGAAAGGCAGAUGAGCUGAAAAAGCAAGAACGGGAAGAGAUGAUUCUCAACUUCAUCAUGGGGAUUCUCUUCUUCAUCCCCGUGGCUGGUAGUGCUGCUGGUGCGGCGGGCUUGACAGCGGUCCGAAGUAUGCUUCGUCUCAUUGGUACAAUUGGUGAGGCUGGUAUGCUGGUGCAUAGCCUGAUAGAGAACCCUGAAAACGCUUUUAUGGUUAUCUUCAGCUCCUUAGCUAGUGCUGGUGUUGGUCGGAGUGGUUUUAAGAAUGCUGCUAAUGCUAGACGUGGCAUGAGCUCCAAGGAGUACGAAAGUCUAGGCACUAUAAAGGUAAAGCUUGACCAGAUAACAAGCAUUCGAGGAAGCUCGUGCAAGAUCUAA
Molecule: messenger RNA, 4072 nt
Organism: Boeremia exigua
Lineage: Eukaryota; Fungi; Ascomycota; Dothideomycetes; Pleosporales; Didymellaceae
Exons: 12
Coding region: 32-4072 (1346 amino acids)
Biological process (GO): carbohydrate metabolic process
Molecular function (GO): hydrolase activity, hydrolyzing O-glycosyl compounds; chitin binding
Source: RefSeq, a predicted model, not a curated record